Molecule: messenger RNA, 3507 nt
Organism: Galeopterus variegatus (Sunda flying lemur)
Lineage: Eukaryota; Metazoa; Chordata; Mammalia; Dermoptera; Cynocephalidae
Gene: TACC3
Product: transforming, acidic coiled-coil containing protein 3
Exons: 16
Coding region: 935-3367 (810 amino acids)
Biological process (GO): mitotic spindle organization; cell population proliferation; cerebral cortex development
Cellular component (GO): cytoplasm
Source: RefSeq, a predicted model, not a curated record
GCUCCCUCCGUCUCUUCCAGCGUCCUCCUGCAGGAAGUGCAUGUGUCAGGGCCCAGUCCACGGCCUCCCCUCGGCCUCAACGCCUGCGGCCGGGGUGACCUCAUCUUACCUCCGAGGCUAUUUUAAUCUUCAAACACCUGCCGUGGAGACUGGGCCUACCGUCUUCUCCCCCACCCUGCCGGUUCUGUCCAGGACUGGUGCAGUAGCAGCAUCACCGGGCUCCUUAUUCCACCUUCCGCAGCACAGUCACUCCUUUUGCACCGCAGACUGGCAUUGAGACACAAGCCUGGCUUGUCGCUCCUCUGCUCAACAGCCCCCUCCUGUGGCCCCCUAUCAGCAGUGAAAGUCCGACCUGACAAAGGCUGGGCUCCCUGUUCUCCUGUCCUCCAGACCAGGAACUGCCAGAAAGGUUUCCUCUAUGCCGCCAUCACCCCGAGUACUAAGCUUGUGCCCACAGCAAUCUAGCACGUUCCUCCCCUGCCUUUUAUCCAAUUUCUCAUACCGAAAACCCGAGCUUUGCCCUUGAUUUCUGUUUAUUUUUCCCACUUCCACACACCUUGCACUGAGGGAGGACAAACGAGAUCCCCUCUCCUAUCCUCUCUUGACUCAGCCUUAGCUUCCAUGUCCUGCCAGAGGCCUGUGGGAAAACCAGCGCUUCCUCCGGCUCUUCUGGUUUUCUUACAGGCUAGGAUUUUCCUGUCUCUUUUUACCCGACAAAUUAAUUCAGCAGUAGGGGCUGUAAUAAGGACUUUCUCAUCUCAGCCUGAAGGUCUUUUUUGUCUUUUUUUCCUUUCUUAGUUCUUGGUGGUCCCAGGAGGUGGCAGUGUUGCCAGCAGGUCCUCCUGCCUGGUCAGAGUCAGAGCCCCCUGAAGCAUACCAGAGACUCACUCUAAGGCUCUUUCUGCCCCUCUUGGCAGAGGACACCUGUGUGAGAAUGAGUCUGCAGGUCUUAAAUGAUGAAAACGUCACCAGUGAAAAAAGUACAGAAAACUGUGACUUCCUGUUUUCACCACCAGAGCUUACCGGAAGAACAUCUAUUCUUCGCCUGUCACAGAAAGAAAAUGUGCCCCCCAAGACCCUGGCCAAAGCUACAAAGGUGACUUUUCAGACACCUCUACGAGACCCACAGACGCACCGGAUCUUAAGUCCUAGUAUGACAAGCGGACUUGAGACUUCUUUUGCUUUGGAUGGCACCAUUCAAUUAGAAAACUCUCAUGAGGUCUGGACACAGAAAGAGAAGCAGCAGUUCACCAAGGAAGUAGACACCAAAACCACCAACAGGAUUCUCCAGAAACAAGCAGUGGCCGAUGCCUACCCUCCUCUAGUGGACUCAAACCCAGCCUUUGAUGAUGGCAGCUCCGGUGAGCCUGGCACGGCCCCCCUGGCUGACCUGGCUUCCUCAAGUCCUCCCCGGAGCCCAGGAAGUCCUGAAAACCAGGCGGCGCCUCCAGGGCAAAUGUCUGGAAGCCCUGAACAAGCCUUGGGGGAAGACAUGAGCUCUUAUUCUUUAGAUAAAACUAUGACGUCUACCUCGAAGGUUCUAGAAGACUCUCCCCAGCCAGCGUCCCAACACAAAGUGGAGAUUCCUCACAGAGCCACAGGGGAAAGCUCACAUGAGGCAGCUUCUGCUUCUUCAGCCGUGGCCACUUCACCUCUCGGCGUGAGCCCUGAAGGACCAUGUGCAGUAGUGCCCCAGGCAGACCUGCCUGGUGAGGCCCUGGGCGCCCCUGUGCCAGCAGACAGUGCCCAGUCAAUUCCAUGUGCACACACCUCUGGCUCACUGAAGGCUGGUGGGGCCAUGUCCCCAAGUCCUCAGAAAGAAGAUGCUGUUGGCCAAAUGGCUGAUUUCUCAAGGGCCAAGCCGGUAAGGCUAGAAUUUGGCUUCUCUGAUGAUACCACCAGCAGAAGAGUGUCCCCACCCAGGAGACUGGGAGAGGGACUGGAGGCCAGGCAGGAGCAAACCAGCCAAGAGGCAGAAGGAGGUGGGAGCAAAGCCGGAGAUGAGUGCCCCAGACCUGCUCCCCAAGGCUCUUACCACCUGGACUGGGAUAAGCUGGAUGACCCAAACUUCAACCCGUUUGGAGGUGGCUCCAAGCUGGACAGCAGAGAGGCCCAGUCCUCAGAAAGCCCUGAGACCAGGCCAGCGGGGCCUGCAGCCGGACAGCUGAGUGCUGGGCCUGCGGCUGCAGAGAACUCACCACUGAGCCAGCAGCCAUGUUCAGCCUCAGUGGGUGACAUACCUGUGGUACAGAUGGCAGCCGAGACCCCGAGAGCAGCAGUCAAGGAGGGACCCCUGAAUUCUUUAGGCACACCACUCCCUACAAGCUCUCCAGGCAGUGAGCUGACUGCCCCACCUGCCAAGCCGGUGUCUCCCCCAUCUCAGCAGGGUCCAGAGCCUGCCUUGGAGCUGAAGGAGGAGACGUUCAGAGACCCGACUGAGGUUCUAGGCAUGGGGGCCGAGGUGGAUUAUCUGGAGCAGUUUGGAACUUCCUCGUUUAAGGAGUCGGCCUUGAGGAAGCAGUCCUUAUAUCUUAAAUUUGACCCCCUCCUGAAAGACAGCCCUCAUAGACCAGUGCCCAUGGCUAUGGAGACAAACAGCGUGCACCACAUGGACGAGCCUUCCUCAGGAAACCCACUGGAGGCCAAGCUUGUGGAACUCGAUUUCUUCGGAGCUCUGGAUGUUCCUGUGCCAGGCCCACCUUUGUGUGUCUUUGAGCCUGGGGGUCCACCUUUGCCUGCUGGGCCCAUCAUAGACCUGCUGCAGUACAGCCAGAAGGACCUGGACGCGGCGGUGGAGGCGGCACAGAAGGAGAACGUGGAGCUGAAGAGCAGGUGUGAGGAGCUCCACAUGAGGAACCUGGAGCUGGGGAAGAUCAUGGACAGGUUUGAGGAGAUCGUGUACCAGGCAAUGGAGGAGGCUAAGAAGCAGAAGGAACUUGGCAAAGCUGAAAUCCAGAAGAUUCUAAAAGAAAAAGAGCAACUUACUGCAGACCUGAACUCCAUGGAAAAGUCCUUCUCUGACCUCUUCAAGCGGUUUGAGAAGCAGAAGGAGGUGAUUGAAGGCUACCGCAAGAACGAGGAGUCGCUGAAGAAGUGCGUGGAGGACUACAUGACCAGGAUUGAGAAGGAGGGCCAGAGAUACCGCGCGCUGAAGGCCCACGCGGAAGAGAAGCUCGAGCUGGCAAAUGAGGAGAUCGCCCAGGUCCGGAGCAAGGCCCAGGCGGAGGCCCUGGCCUUCCAGGCAAGCCUGAGGAGGGAGCAGAUGCGGAUCCACUCGCUGGAGAAGACCGUGGAGCAGAAGACUAAGGAAAAUGACGAACUAACCCGGAUCUGUGAUGACCUCAUCUCCAAGAUGGGGAAGAUCUGAUGGGAAGCUGGCAGCUGGCACUCCCUCUGGUCUGUCCAUCUGAUUCUUAGUUUUCAUGUUCGUUCUUAUGUCUUAACCUCAUUUUUAAAAUUAGAUUGCUUUUGAAUAAAGACUAAAUAAAGUUUGCCGUUAAAUUCUGA